Molecule: messenger RNA, 1101 nt
Organism: Angiostrongylus costaricensis
Lineage: Eukaryota; Metazoa; Nematoda; Chromadorea; Rhabditida; Metastrongylidae
Source: the annotation of a GenBank genome assembly
AUGUUUGCAUUACAAGACACAUUUACACACUACGCUACAUGCUGUAUUGGAGAUAUACAUAGUAAUACCGAUAUUCACAUUCAGGUAGAGCUUCAUCUUCAUCUAGAUGGCUCUAUACGUUUCUCAACGAACUACGAUAUUGAAUUGAUUUUAUCGCAGCAAACUCGUGGAACCCCGUUGAAAGGAGCGAGAACUGUUGAGGAAUUGAGGAAAGUGCUCGUAACUAAUGAACCGGCGAAUUUAUCGAAGGUCUUAGAAGCGUUUGAUCUGUUUCUACCAGUUGUGCGAGGAGACAAAGCGGCGAUCGAAAGGAUUGCCUAUGAGAUGUGUGAAGAUCAGGCAGCUAAUGGUGUAAUCUACCUUGAAGGCAGAUAUUCUCCACAUUUGCUUUGCGUACCAGGGGGCGAGAUGAAUGCUGUCGAUGUUGUUGAAGCAGUAAAACGAGGUUUCGAUCGUGGAGAAGCGAAGUUUGGUGUAAAGGCACGAUCCAUCAUUUGUUGUAUUCGUGAUGGAAUUUUCCGAAUAAGGAUACUUUUUUUUACGAAUGAAUCUUCAGCAACAAAUUGUCGUCAUCUUGGAGUGGUUGCGAUUGAUGUCGCCGGCUCAGCACAUGGUGCUGAUGAACAAUAUGAGCAGGAAGUUGUAAAUAUUUUUAAGGAAGCGUUCAAACGAGGCAUUCAUCGAACAGUACAUGCUGGAGAGAGUGGUGGAGCAAAGGAAGUACUCAAGGCCAUAACUGAUAUGCAUGCCGAGCGAAUCGGCCAUGGCUAUCAUGUGAUGCGAGAUCCUGAGAUAUACAAGAAAUAUUUCAUCGAUGACAAACGGAUACAUCUGGAAGCGUGUCCAUACUCUUCUGUUAUGACAGGUUCUGUUUCACUGAACUGGAAAAAUCAUCCGAUUGCCGCCUGGGCCAGAGACAAAGUGAACUUUUCGAUUAGUCGAGACGAUCCAACAUGCUUCGACAACACGAUGCUGAGUGAAUUACAGUUAGCUAAGGACGAAAUCGGUCUUUCUGUUCAUAAACUUUGGGCCACUGCACCACACGCGCCCAUGAGCCAUGUGGUAACAAGAAGUUCACAAGGAAAAUUCAGACUAGAGUAG